Chiloscyllium plagiosum (whitespotted bambooshark) is the source of this 832-nucleotide messenger RNA. The record is from RefSeq and is a predicted model, not a curated record. NCBI's taxonomy places the organism in Eukaryota, Metazoa, Chordata, Chondrichthyes, Orectolobiformes, Hemiscylliidae.
GGGGUGCAGUGUGUCUUCCCGGCCGCUGGAGGGGGUGCAGUGCGUCCUCCGGGCUGCUGGAGGGGGUGCAGUGCGUCCUCCGGGCUGCUGGAGGGGGUGCAGUGUGUCUUCCCGGCCGCUGGAGGGGGUGCAGUGCGUCCUCCGGGCCGCUGGAGGGGAUGCAGUGCGUCCUCCGGGCCGCUGGAGGGGGUGCAGUGUGUCUUCCCGGCCGCUGGAGGGGGUGCAGUGCGUCCUCCAGGCCGCUGGAGGGGGUGCAGUGUGUCUUCCCGGCCGCUGGAGGGGGUGCAGUGUGUCCUCCCGGCCGCUGGUAGCGCGCUGUUGGGAGUCGGAGCCCCCGGAAGAGGUCGGCCCGGCGCCAUUUUGUUGUUACCUCCCGGGGAAGGCCGGGGCUUUGGGGAGAGUCCGCGGUCUCGAGUGGAUUCUUGUCCCUGGCGGGAGGUGACGGAGCUGGAUGUGAUGGAGCAGGAGGGCCGGCUUGCGGCGAUGCGCUUUGCCGCGCUGUUGAACAAUCUCUCUCAGAGCCUGAGCCGGGACAAUGUGGAUUCGCUCAAGUUCCUUUGCCGGGAGAUGAUCGGAAAGAGGCGGCUCGAGGCGAUCGCCAGCGGCCUGCAGCUCUUCCAGCAGCUCGAGGAGCUCAACCUGCUGGGCCCCGACAACACAGACACCCUGAGCGGCCUCCUCUCGGCAAUACAGCGCCAUGACCUGCAGCAGCAGCUGGACGCCUUCCAGCAGCGGGGCCAGGAGCCGCAGGCAGACUCUGGUAACAGCAGCAAUGGGCACGGGGAGGUCAGAGGGCAGAGGUCAGCAGCUGGGCACGCGCAACACCCCUGAC